Engraulis encrasicolus (European anchovy) is the source of this 2585-nucleotide messenger RNA. RefSeq names its product TPX2 microtubule nucleation factor (gene tpx2). The coding region runs from base 172 to 2370 and encodes 732 amino acids. The transcript has 19 exons. Lineage: Eukaryota; Metazoa; Chordata; Actinopteri; Clupeiformes; Engraulidae. Gene Ontology annotation, cellular component: spindle; microtubule. Gene Ontology annotation, biological process: regulation of mitotic spindle organization; activation of protein kinase activity. The record is from RefSeq and is a predicted model, not a curated record.
GUCAAUGUAACGGCGCCGCAGUUUGUAUUUUCCAGAAUUCAAAUUUUUAGGUAUUCGCUGCUGCAGCGCCUUGUUGUGGGUGCGGACCUUGUGAGACGAGAAACACCCGUAUUUUAUAGUGGGAUUUAAGAGGGUCGCCAUCUAGUUCUAGGACGAACCACUGAUUUCGAAAUGGAGGUACAGCCUGAAGGCUCUGCGGACACCUACGACUUCGAUGCUCCUAGCCAUGUCGUCGACUUCAGAUCCUUGCAAGAAGAUGAUGACGCCGACCAGUGGUUUGACACGUCUAACAACCAACAGCUAGUCACCCCCAGAGCUGACCGGACAGCAGCCCUGGGUGACUGUGAACAAUCUCCUGUCCAACAAGGAGACAAAAAUGAGGAGGCAGCAGCUGAGAAAAAUGCCCCCUCAAAUAUUGUGUUGUCAUGGGGCAACGGCAAGCAGCCUGCCGCCCCUCGACCAAAGGCUCAACCACGCAGGGUAUCCAAGCGGCCUGUACCUGAGGUAAAGGCUGCUACCCCACCGGAGAAGAAACAGAGAAUGUCUGAGCGGCCGGCACCAGAGACCAGGGCUACAACUCUUGCUGUGAGGAAACAGAGGAGAAUUAUAGUGACUCCCAAACGAACUUGGCAUCAGAUGAGGAGUUCCCAGACACUGAAUCGAGCUGUGAGGAAAAGCCAGAGGCUCACUCCAAAGCCUGCACCUAAGAAGACCCAGCCUUCUGAAGCUCCUGUCACUUCAACCAAUCAGUUGAAGAGUACUGAGCAGCAGGAGCUGCAGCGCAUUGAAGCUCUCCAGCGGGAGGUGGCGCAGCAGCGACGCAGGAAUGAAGCCAGCUACAAGGCAGCCCUGGCCGGCAGUCAGCCCCCAAAGAAACAAGUGCUGUCAACGACCGUACCAAAGGAAUUCAACUUCCUCUCUGACGCACGGGUCAAGGGAUCCACCUCAGCUGCAGACACUACCUAUGCAGUGUGUGACUUUACCGCCCAACUCCGCAAGCACCCAUCUUCACCUCUGAAGGCAGCACCCAAAGGCACCACUGUUCCUAAGCCGUUUAAUCUCUCUGUCGGUGUCAAACGAAAGCAUUCCGACUCUGCCGCCGCCUACAUGCCUAUGGCCCAGCAGAUCGAGCAAUACCAAAAGCGGACACCAACCCGUUACCACCUGCGUAGUCGCCAAAGUCAAGAGAAAGGCCCGUCACCAAUGAAGACCACCCGACCAAAGGUUACAAACCCGAUGACUCCUCAGCUGAUGACUCGCCAGAGGAAUCGUCCCGCACUGGUGAAGAGCUCUGCUGAGCUCGAGGCAGAAGAGCUGGAGAAGAUUCAACAGGUCAAGUUCAAAGCUCUCAAGCUGAACCGUAAGAUACUGGAAGCGGCCAUGGUGCCCAAGAAGCCAACGGUGAAGGAGGCCACCCAGCCCGAGGGCUUCCAUCUGGAGAUUGACAAGCGUCUGCAUGAGAGACAGAUGACUAAGAAGACAGAGGAGGAGGAGGCCUUCACCUUCCAUUCCAGACCUCUGCCCACCAGGAUCCUCGAGGAGGUGGUGGGAGUGCCACAGAAGCAGGUGCAAGCCCCAACUGUGCCAGAGUCACCAGCUUUCGCCCUCAAACACCGUGUCCGUGUGGAGCCCAAAGUUGAAGAGGUCAAGCCAGCUCCCAUCAAGGCUGCACCUGUUCCCCACUUCAUCCCUUUCCAGCCCAAACUUCCAGCGAAAACUGCUGUGGAGCUGUGCCCCUUCUCUUUUGAGGAGCGCGAGCGUGAAAGGAAGGCAAUGAAGGACAGAAGAAUGGAAGAACUUAAGAAGGAAGAGGUGCCUGAGUUCAAGGCCAAGCCUCUUCCAGACUUCAGUGAGGUCAGCCUCCCUGAAAAGAAGCCAGUUCACCUCACCAGACCCGAACCUUUCAGGCUACAGAUUGACGAGAGAGGCGCUCAGAAGAAUCAGCGUUGGGAGAGAAUGUUGAAGGAGGAGCAGAAGCAACAGGCAGAAGCUGUCAAUUUUAAGGCACGGCCAAACACUGUUACACACAAGGAGCCAUUCGUUGUCAAAAAGGAGAACAGAAGUAUACUUGAUCAUACCGGUGAUUCUAUAGCUUCUGAGGGCUUCCAGCUGACGACGGAGCGUCGAGCCAAAGAGCGUCAGGAAUAUGAGCGGGAGAAGAGCGAGCGGGAGGCGCUCAGGGCUCUGCAGGAGCAGCAGAUGUUGCAGGAACAGGAGGAGCAGCAGCGGGAGGAAAUGGCACGUCUACGCAAGGAUCUGGUUCACAAGGCCCAGCCAGUGAGGCACUACAGGCCAGUGGAGGUGAAGAAGUCUGAAAUGCCACUCACACUUCCUCAAUCCCCGAAUUUUUCAGACCGAUUCCGGAUGUGAACUCUGACUGCCACUUUUUUUUACAUUUUUAUUUUGUCUUAACUAAUUUUUGAACACUUUGUAUAUAUUUUCUCUGCCUUUUUAACUCUUAAGCUUUUUGUGAAUUUUACUGACUAUGACUAAUGACUGCUUUUCAUUUGAAAGCUGUCAUUUUCCAGUGAAGCAGUGUGGGUAGCCUCUUAAUUUUAUUCAACAAUAAACGUCUGUUCAGAGAC